Letharia columbiana is the source of this 1641-nucleotide messenger RNA. RefSeq lists its product as uncharacterized. Gene Ontology annotation, molecular function: heme binding; iron ion binding; monooxygenase activity. Bases 1 to 1641 code for a protein of 546 amino acids. The record is from RefSeq and is a predicted model, not a curated record. The transcript is spliced from 3 exons. NCBI's taxonomy places the organism in Eukaryota, Fungi, Ascomycota, Lecanoromycetes, Lecanorales, Parmeliaceae.
AUGGAUUUGCCUUGGUUGCCAAUCGGUCUGAGCUCUGUCGCAGGCUCAUUCGUCCUCGUACACAAUGCGCCUCAAUACUCCAUCUCCGCAUCUUAUGUCAAGACUUUUCUGGUUCUAGAGACAAUACAAAUCCUACUUGGCUUAUUAUGGGAAGCUAUCCUAUACCCGAAGCUGUUCAGUCCAAUCAGGCAUUUGCCUCAGCCCAAAGGUGGCUCGUUUUUCAAUGGACAACUCAAGAGAAUAUCAGCAGAGCCGACUGGCGAGCCACAUAGGGAUUGGAUCAAAAAUGUUCCCAACGAAGGAUUGAUAUAUUACACAACUAUUCUCAAUCAAGGAAGGCUGCUCCUAACAAGCCCCCAAGCAUUGAGCGAAGUUCUCACGACCAAGAGUUACGACUUCAUCAAACCGCAACAACUGAGGAAUGGUUUGGGCAGAGUAUUGGGCAUUGGUCUUCUCCUAGCUGAAGGCGACGAGCACAAGAGACAACGCAAAAAUCUCAUGCCAGCUUUUGCCUACCGUCAUGUCAAGGAUUUGUACCCAGUCUUUUGGGAGAAGUCCAUUAAGCUAGUCAACGGGUUGAUGUCAGUGGCACGAAAAGAGGGCAAAGAGUCAGUCAAAAGCAUCGACAACGCCGCCAUGGUUGAUAUUUCAGGCUGGUUCAGCCGUGCGACCCUCGACAUUAUUGGCGUUGCUGGAAUGGGCCAUGAUUUCGAUGCAAUUGACAACCCGGACACCAAAAUUAAUGUUACAUACCGGAGCGUCUUCUCACCGAGCCGCCAGCAGCGGACAAUGGCUCUCUUGGGUCUGUUCCUACCUCAAUGGUUUCUGCGUGCUUUGCCAGUGGCGCACAACAACAAAAUAGUAGAGUCAUCCAACACAAUCAAGGAAGUCUGCCGUGAGCUUAUUCGCGAAAAGAAAGAAAAGCUUGACCAGAAACAGAAACGAGUUGAUGCCGACAUCCUUUCCGUAGCUCUCGAAUCUGGUGGUUUCACCGAGGAAGACCUCGUCAACCAAAUGAUGACUUUCCUUGCUGCCGGCCACGAAACAACAGCCUCGGCGAUGACCUGGGCCUUCUACCUGCUGUGUCUACACCCCGAAGUCCAAACACGUCUCCGUGAGGAGAUACGAGCCAAUUUGCCACCCAUUGACGACACAGAGACCGUCACUGCUGCUUCUCUAGAUCAAUGCCACUACCUCCACGCCGUCUGCAACGAGGUCUUGAGAGUCUACUCUCCUGUGCCAGGCACCAUUCGAGAAGCCGGUCGCGACACCAGUAUCCUUGGCCAAUACGUUCCCAAAGGAACUAAGAUCCUGUUAUCGCCAUGGGCCGUCAAUACGGCUACUUCGCUUUGGGGUCCCGACGCCGACAAAUUCAACCCGGACCGAUGGAUGGGCCCCGGCAAAGCCAACUCAGGCGGCGCGGAGAGCAACUACGCUUUUUUGACGUUUUUGCAUGGACCCAGGAGCUGCAUCGGACAAGCUUUUGCCAAAGCGGAGUUUGCAUGUCUUAUGGCUGCCGUGGUGGGAAGGUUUGAGGUUAAGAUUGCAGAUGAAGAUUUCAAGCUUGUGAUAAAGGGAUCGAUCACGGCAAAACCCAAGAACGGCCUGACCGUGAGGAUCAAGCCGAUUGAAGGGUGGUGA